AUGGCAACUAGAAUCUCAAGCUUUGCCAUAUUUAUGCUAACAGUAAGCAUCUUAGUGUUAGGAAUUUCUGGUCAAUUACCAAACUGUGGUGGUAAUGUUUUUGGCAUUUUAACUAGUUGUAGAAGUUUUGUCGAAAAGGAUGGACCAGUAAAUCCACCAUUAGCAAGUUUAACAGCUUGUUGUGCAGCAUUAAAAGGUGCUAAUAUGUCGUGUUACUGCAAAUUUGUGACUCCUGAUAUUGAAAAUAGAAUCAGCAUGGAAAAAGCAUUGUAUAUAGCUAAUACUUGUCAACUUACAGAUGUUCCUAAAGAUAAAUGUGGAAGUUAUAUUGUUCCUCAUCCUCCUCAGUUUAAGGCUUGA
Lathyrus oleraceus (garden pea) is the source of this 360-nucleotide messenger RNA. RefSeq lists its product as uncharacterized. Bases 1 to 360 code for a protein of 119 amino acids. The record is from RefSeq and is a predicted model, not a curated record. Lineage: Eukaryota; Viridiplantae; Streptophyta; Magnoliopsida; Fabales; Fabaceae. The transcript has 2 exons.